This is a messenger RNA of Ctenocephalides felis (cat flea), 943 nucleotides long. It is a transcript of the gene Cchl, whose product is annotated as cytochrome c-type heme lyase. Lineage: Eukaryota; Metazoa; Arthropoda; Insecta; Siphonaptera; Pulicidae. The coding region runs from base 145 to 909 and encodes 254 amino acids. Gene Ontology annotation, cellular component: mitochondrion. Gene Ontology annotation, molecular function: holocytochrome-c synthase activity. The transcript is spliced from 2 exons. The record is from RefSeq and is a predicted model, not a curated record. Gene Ontology annotation, biological process: cytochrome c-heme linkage.
UUCGACUUCUCUAUGGAGCUCACAUAACCCUUUGCUAGGGCAAACAUUGUCGAUAUUUGUCAUUAUAUUAAUACUAAUUUAUUGUAGGUAAAUAAAUAAGUAUCCAGACAGAUUUAUGUAAAAGCGUCUGCAGUUUUACUAAAGAUGGGUAAUACGGUUUCUGCAGCCGAGUACGCUGCUACACAGAUAUUAAAACCCGACGAAAAUGCAAAAGCAAUGCACAAUCAUCAUCAAAGUUUACAAGGAGUCCCUCCACCCGAAUGCCCCAUGCAUCAGAAAACUUUAAUGUCAGGCUGUCCUGUGCAACAAGGACAAUCAGAUGUUAACCCUCUAAAUAUGAUGCCACCUGCAAAUCAGCAACCUUCACCAGGACAACCAUUUCCUCUACCAAAAGAAAGGCAAGUAAGCACAAUUCCUAAAGUCACAGAAGAUGGUUCCGUAGCCUUUUGGGAAUACCCCAGCCAACAAAUGUUUUGGAAUGCAAUGUUACGCAAAGGCUGGAAGUGGGAAAAGGAUGAUAUUAAACAAAAGGAUAUGUCAGACAUCAUUAAAAUUCAUAAUGCUAAUAAUGAGCAAGCAUGGCGUGAAGUAUUAAAAUGGGAAGCUCUGCAUUUCAAAGAAUGUGAAUGUCCCAGAUUAAAAAGUUUUGGUGGAAAAGCCACUGAUUACAGUCCAAGAGCUCGUAUUCGAUCCUGGAUGGGUUAUGAAUUGCCUUUUGAUCGUCAUGACUGGAUUAUUGAUAGAUGCGGCAAAGAAGUCAGAUAUAUUAUAGAUUAUUAUGAUGGAGGCAUUGUUGAUGAUGAAUACAAAUUUGCUAUUUUGGAUGUCAGACCUGCAAUGGAUUCUUUUGAAAAUAUUUGGGACAGAAUGAAAGUUGUGUACAUGCGGUGGACAAUGAAGGACGAGUAGACUAGGAGUUUAAUGGUAGUAAAAUAUCUUGAAU